Clonostachys solani is the source of this 1767-nucleotide messenger RNA. Lineage: Eukaryota; Fungi; Ascomycota; Sordariomycetes; Hypocreales; Bionectriaceae. The record is from the annotation of a GenBank genome assembly.
AUGGCCUCAAAAUCGUUGUUCAAGCUGCCUUCGAUUGCCUUCGGGCUAUUGACUUGCCUCCGGAAUGCUCAUGGAGCCGCUCUAGAGUCUCGGGACCCCCAGGACGACGUCGAACAGGGCUCUUGGCCUUCUCCUCGUUGUCAACUCACAGGGCCCAUCUAUCCUAAGAAUGAUGGACUUCCCUCCGCGGGAGAUGUCUUCGACGGCCCAUCGGCGUUCGCUAAGCAGCUCGAUCGCCACCGGGAUAUAGUUGGGGUCGAUUCCAUCUGCUACGAUGACCUCGGACCGAUUGGUGAAGAUGAGCGCUGGGAGAGCUUUGAUGAGCUCCAUGGAGUCCUCAAACGCUCGUAUCCGCUCAUGCACGACGACAACUAUGUCCAGUUUGACACGGUCAACACCUACGGCCUGGUCUAUACAAUCCAGGGCCAGAGUGAGGAGCUAGCGCCCAUUCUACUGACAGCUCAUCAAGAUGUCGUCCCCGUGGGCGAUGAAGCGGACUGGACCUAUCCACCAUUUUCCGCCGAGUAUGACGAGAAAACAGGUUGGCUGUCCGGCCGAGGCGCUGCAGAUGACAAGAACCGCCUAACGGCACUCAUGUCAGUCUUCGAAGAGCUCUUGACAGCCCACUGGCGACCGCAGCGUGACUUCGUCCUUGCCCUUGGCUUUGAUGAGGAGUGCUCUGGUUUCCGCGGCGCACAGAAUAUUGACGAUAUGCUUGUGGAAAAAUACGGCAAAGGCGGAUUUGGAGUCGUUAUCGAUGAAGGCGGCCUCGACAUGAUCGAUGUGAAUUUCGGCCGUGAUCCGCCGGUCCGGUAUGCGCUCCCAGCAGUGACAGAAAAAGGUGUCGUCAAUAUCUGGCUCGACCUGGAAGUACAGGGCGGCCACAGCGGCACUCCCAAACCGCACACGGGCAUCGGCAUCAUGUCGCAGAUUGUCGCGGCCCUGGAAAGCAACCCAUACCAGCCCGAGAUCGAGUGGAACAGUCCCGCCCACAAGAGCCUGCAAUGCCUCGCGCGCUACUCUCCCAACGCGUUCCCAUCCAUCACGUACCUGGUUGAUCAUGGAAAUCUGUACAAGCUCGCCGAGGUAAUUGCAUCCAUGGAUUUCUCUGCGGCGGCUCUGCUUCAGACCACGCAGGCGGUGGACGUCAUUCACGGCGGCGACAAGAUCAACUCGCUCCCGGGGCAGACCACCGUUGGCAUCAACUACCGUGUUGCGCCCCAGGACAGCGUGGUGGAGAUCCAGCAUAAUGUCGUCAAGUAUAUAAGCAGGAUCGUCGAAAACUUCGGGCUGGGUCUCAACGCUUAUGAGGGCGAUGAUGAGUACCAUUACUAUGCUGCUUCAGUUGGCGGCGGGGACCAUCACCACAAGAAGCCGCGCCGCGACAUCGACUAUGGGGGCACCUUGACCAUCAGAGCGGAAAACAAAUUCGGGAGUGCACCUGUGUCGCCCACCGACGAUGAAGCAUGGCGGAUUUUUGCAGGUACCAUUGAAGCCACCUUUAAACAGCCUGGCAUUACCGUUGUCCCAACGGGAGUCAUCAUGAGGGCCAGCACAGAUUCCAAGCAUUACUUAGAUCUGUCAAGAAAUAUUUACCGCUGGAACCCCCACUCCGCGUUCGAUGUUAAGAAUAUCCACGGUGUGGACGAGGGCCUCAAGAUGAGUGCCCAUAUCGGUGUCGCCAAAUUCUACUACAACCUUGUUCGUAACUUUGACCAGGCCGGAGGUAUUCGGCUCAAAUCAUCUCAGCAACAGCAGGAGCUCUAA